AAAUGUUUGUAGUAACGCGGCAGUGGUUCAGUGCAGUUGUGCUAUCUGUGCAUCCUUAAUAUAAAUUGUGCUGCGGUGGAAGUCGUUUACCUAACGGAUAAGAAUAUAAUGCCGUGAAGAAACAAAGUGAAAUAAUAACACCAUAUAAAUGCCUUCUAUUUUGAUAAUUCAAUUUCUUCAUUUUCUACUUUGUGUCUCUUAUUGAUAUAAGAAACUAGCAGUGAAAGUGGGCUACAGCAAAAAAAUCAAUUAAAAUCAAUUCGAUUCAAUUUGCACAUAUAAAACUUAAUGCGCACAGUUCUCACAACGAAUAUGAACAUACAUACUAACAAAUGAGUGCAUUUAUGUAUAAAAUUAAACUAUAAUAUUGUGCGCGAGCAACUUUUUUACUGUUGACAGAAUAUUCGAAAUAAAUAAAUAGUACAUAUUGCUUGUUUCAAAAUUUAUAUAAAACGUUUUUUUCAAAUAAGCUUUCACAAUGACUGAUGAAAGUUUACACACAAUACCGCUGGAGCAUAACAUUGACUAUCACAUUAUGUCACUUUUCGAACGUUUGGAAGCGAUGCGAAAAGACUCGCAUGGUAAUGCGAUCAACAACCGGCUCUCGAGCACUCUGCAACCGAAACGCAAUAUGCAGGGAGAAAUACGGACUUUGGAAUUCUGGAGAUCGAUCAUCAGUGAAUGUCUGGCAUCAUUUUUUUACGUUUUUAUCGUUUGUGGGGCGGCAGCCGGUGCGGGGGUAGGUGCCAGCGUUUCAUCGGUGCUGCUGGCAACUGCUUUGGCUUCUGGAUUGGCAAUGGCAGCAUUAACUCAGUGCUUUAUUCACAUAUCAGGUGCUCAUAUAAAUCCUGCCGUUACGUUGGCAGCAUGCAUCAUACGCGCCAUAUCACCAAUUCGUGCUGCCAUGUAUAUAACGGCACAAUGUGGUGGCGGCAUUGCAGGAGCAGCAUUGCUUUAUGGUGUUACCGUGCCUGGUUAUCAGGGAAAUCUACAAGCAGCAAUAUCUCACAGUGCGUCAUUGGCCGCCUGGGAACGAUUUGGAGUGGAAUUUAGUCUGACUUUUGUCGUUGUACUCACAUAUUUCGUUUCAACCGACUCCAUGAAGCGUUUUAUGGGCAACUCGGCUAUUACAGUGGGGUCAGCGUAUAGUGCUUGUAGUUUUGUUUCUAUGCCUUAUUUAAAUCCGGCUCGUUCGCUAGGCCCGUCUUUUGUACUUAAUAAAUGGGAUAAUCAUUGGGUCUAUUGGUUUGGCCCACUUGUCGGCGGCAUUGCAUCCGGCUUGCUAUUUGAAUAUGUGUUCAGUACACGCCGAAACUCACGUACACACAAACCAAAUGCUGAUAACGACUCUUCCUCUAUACAUUCCGAAGAUGAACUCAACUAUGAUUUAGACGUUGAAAAACCACAGAUGCCUGUUAAAUACCCUCAGAAUACAUAUCCACGUGGACAAGCAAGCACAAAAACGGCGAUCGCAAGUAACGCUGGCACUAUUCCAGGUGGAGUUAACUAUUGUCAGAAUUUGUACACAGCACCUCCCCUUAAUAAAUUUGAUCAGCCAGAACCACUGUAUGGUGGCACACGUUCCCUGUAUUGUCGCUCACCCACACUCACACGAACAAAUCUGAACCGUUCACAGUCUGUAUACACCAAGAGUAACACAGCUAUUAAUCGGGAGAUUGUGCCUCGUCCGGGUCCGUUAGUACCAGCACAAAGCUUAUACGGUAUGCGUAUGACACAGCCACAAACCCAGGCUCAGUCAUCGCAUUUACAAAAUCAGAAUGUACAAAAUCAGUUGCAGCAACGUUCAGAGAGCAUAUACGGUAUAAGGGGAUCAACAAGGCAAUCCCAACAGCAGCAGCAGCAACAACAUCAACAAUCAUCUCAUCAGCAACAGUCACAACAACAGCACCAACAUCAUCAGCAACAACAACAACAUCAUCAACAACAACAACAGCAUCAACAGCAUCAUCAACAUCAACCAGCACAACAAUCACAACUUCACCAACCCCAACCCACAAAUCAAGAUGGUCAACAGGGCUUUCAGCCUGUAUAUGGUUCACGUCAUAACCCCAAUCCACUCGAUGGUAAUCUUAAGUACGAUCGUCGGCCUGAGUCGGCGUACGGCAUGGCCAUACAUCGGAACCGUGGCCAAUCGGCACAAUCUGAUGACAGUUCCUAUGGAUCAUAUCAUGGCUCAGCAGUAACCCCACCAGCACGUAAUCCGAAUUCUGGCGAACCGAUUCUCAUGUAUGCUCCACCGCCCCCGAUGCCAUCGAGUCAUUCCCAAGUCGUUGCGCCACCACCCAUUCGCACGCAAUCGGAGCGCAAAGUAACAGCACCAGUUGUCGUGUCUCAGCCACAAAUAACAACUGGUGUGGUUACAUAUACUGCGAGUUCCGGUCAAGGUAUGCCACCACCUCAACAAACAUCGCAACAACAAUCUCAGCAGCAACCACCACCACAACAACAGCAACAAUCUCAACAACAACAAAUCCUCAUUCAGCAACACCAAUCUUCCCAACAACAACAUUAUGGAGUGUUACCAAUGCGGACCAAUUGAAAUAGGAGCUUGAGCGUUGCCAACGCCAAGGGUUAUCAAAUUGGAAGUGUAUAGGGUAAAUGCUCGAGACCUAUACAUAUGUAAAUAAUGACAAGAAUUUAACGUUAAUUUUUUUUUCGAGUUGAGAAGAAUUAGCAUAGAACAGCAUGUAAAUUGUAAGCAAAAACGUAAACAUUUUGAUUAAUUCGUGCAAUAUGCUUAAUUUAACAGUUUAUCGUGAAAAAGUUUAAGGUAAAAAAGAAAAUACUUUUUUUGUGAAUUUAUUUUUUAUGUAUGCAUUGAAUAAUUUUAUUCGGAACUUUUUGUACAUUAUUGACACACUUUUGACAAUAUACAUAGAUAAAAAAGACCACAUUAUUUUCUCGUAACGUUAUUCUAUUCAUUACAGUAAAUUUUUUCAUUAUAACCUAAUAAAUUAAGUACAUACAUAUAUAUUUCUCGAAUUAACAAAAGCGUUUUCAUUUUUGUUUACAUUUUACAUUCUGUUACUUCUUCUUCUCGACUUAAAGGAUUACAUACAUACAUACAUACGCCACAAGACGGCGGUUGACGUAAUCUUGUAUUAUAUCAUUCUAGUAUGUAAAAAAAUUCACAAUACUUCUAUAUGUGUAUGUGUAUAUACAUACGAGUAUGUUUGCGAAUUACGAAUUUCGAAAAAUACGACUGCUUACUAUACGGCCUGUGCAGUCGUGUAUUUCAAUAUGAGGCAUAUUGCCUGGGCUGUUUUAAAUUGUUGGAGAUUGAUUUUUUAUACGUAUCUAGUUUUUAACUCUAGUUUUAUUUCGCAAUUUGAAAUAUUUUUAACUUUAGUCUUUAAGGAAAAUGCAUAACAUUUAUACUUAAUUGAAUUAAAAAAUACAUUUUUAUUGAUAGUGCUUUAGUUUGAAUACGGUAACUCAUAGUUAAGUAUAUAAAAUAUUUUGUACGUAGAAAUGUUAAUUUUAUUGUAUCAUUAAAAAGAAGUACAAGAAGUGAAGGAAUGAAUUAUUGGCUGUAAGUUUUUAAUAAAAUAAUACUUAGAUAUACAUACAUAUAUAUAUACAUAUACUCAAUACACGUAUACUAAUUUACAUACAAACAAAAGUAUAUUUAUAAAAAUUUACGUACAUGGAUCAUGUUAGAUCUCCAAUCGGAAUUCAUCAAUAAAAUGCAAAUAUAAAUUCCA
Bactrocera dorsalis (oriental fruit fly) is the source of this 3725-nucleotide messenger RNA. It is a transcript of the gene bib, whose product is annotated as neurogenic protein big brain. Gene Ontology annotation, cellular component: plasma membrane. Gene Ontology annotation, biological process: transmembrane transport. The record is from RefSeq and is a predicted model, not a curated record. NCBI's taxonomy places the organism in Eukaryota, Metazoa, Arthropoda, Insecta, Diptera, Tephritidae. Bases 479 to 2560 code for a protein of 693 amino acids. Gene Ontology annotation, molecular function: water channel activity. The transcript is spliced from 5 exons.